GUGAGCCCGCCCAGGCAGAGCUGCUUUGUUACGUUUGAGGACAACUCCAAGUUCUGGGUCCUCUGGAAGGACAUCCAACACGCUGGCGUGCCAGGGGAGGAGCCUCGCUGCUCUGUGUGCCGGGAGGCGGAGCCAGACUCUGACAGCCAAUCAAACAACCGGAUCCUCAUCUGUGGGAAAUGUGGCAUCGGUUUUCACCAGCAGUGCCAUGUUCCUGCUGUUGAGGGCAGCGUCAGUCUCAGUCCCUGGUUCUGUAGACGCUGUGUCUUUGCUCUAGCUGUCAGGAAAGGCGGAGCCCUGAAGAAAGGUCUGAUAGCCAGAGCCCUGUCCUCCAUGAAGCAGGUCCUGCUGUACGACCUGGACUCUCUGGACUGGGACUCUCAGCACCGGACCAAUCAGCAGCAGUGUUACUGUUACUGUGGUGGUCCUGGAGAGUGGUACCUGAAGAUGCUGCAGUGUUUCCGGUGUCAGCAGUGGUUCCAUGAAGCCUGCACGCAGUGUCUGCAGGACGCCAUGAUGUUCGGAGACAGGUUCUACCUCUUCCUGUGUAAUGGUCUCUCUCUUGCUCCAGGUUCUACCUCUUCCUGU
Molecule: messenger RNA, 588 nt
Organism: Etheostoma cragini (Arkansas darter)
Lineage: Eukaryota; Metazoa; Chordata; Actinopteri; Perciformes; Percidae
Product: PHD finger protein 19-like
Exons: 6
Biological process (GO): regulation of DNA-templated transcription; chromatin organization
Cellular component (GO): nucleus
Molecular function (GO): chromatin binding; DNA binding
Source: RefSeq, a predicted model, not a curated record